Molecule: messenger RNA, 2062 nt
Organism: Bicyclus anynana (squinting bush brown)
Lineage: Eukaryota; Metazoa; Arthropoda; Insecta; Lepidoptera; Nymphalidae
Product: CCR4-NOT transcription complex subunit 7-like
Exons: 7
Coding region: 167-1066 (299 amino acids)
Cellular component (GO): CCR4-NOT core complex; P-body; CCR4-NOT complex
Molecular function (GO): nucleic acid binding; poly(A)-specific ribonuclease activity
Source: RefSeq, a predicted model, not a curated record
ACCGGUACCGGAAAAGCUGUCACCUGUCAAUUGGUUUCCUAAGAAAAACACUGGAUAAAAAUUGGUGGCAAAUGGCAAUUUAAUUAAAUUUAAAUUGCUAACAUUAACGCAGUUUGAAAAUAGAGAAGCAACAUAUAAGUGCCAAUUUUGUGGUAUUUACCACAAAAUGAGUUUGCAGAUGUCGGCAGUUAAUUUUGAUUUAAUUACUGCAUUAAAAUGUAGUAAAGAAGACCAUGUUAUCAGAAAUGUAUGGAACCACAACUUACAUGCAGAAUUCCAUAUAAUCAGAAAGGUGGUCCAGAAAUAUCAAUGGGUAGCAAUGGAUACAGAAUUUCCAGGUGUUGUAGCACGCCCAAUAGGAGAAUUCAGAUCUACUGCUGAUUACCAGUAUCAGCUUCUUAGAUGCAAUGUGGAUCUACUAAGGAUAAUACAGUUAGGUCUCACAUUUAUGGAUGAGAAUGGGAAAACUCCUCCAGGCUGUAGCACAUGGCAGUUUAAUUUUAAAUUCAAUCUGCAAUCUAUUGUCGGCAGGGAGGACAUGUAUGCCCAGGAUUCCAUUGAUUUGCUUCAGAACUCAGGCCUCCAGUUCAGAGAGCAUGAGGAACAUGGCAUAGAGCCUCUUGAAUUUGCUGAACUGUUAACGUCGUCAGGCAUUGUGCUCAUGGACAACAUCAACUGGUUGAGCUUCCACUCCGGUUAUGAUUUCGGCUACUUGCUGAAACUGCUCACUGAUCAAAACUUACCGCAGGAGGAAAGCGACUUUUUCGCAAGCUUGAGGUUGUUCUUCCCGGUUAUAUAUGAUGUAAAGUACCUCAUGAAGUUAUGCAAGAAUCUAAAAGGCGGGCUGCAAGAGGUGGCCGAUCAGCUGGAACUGCGGCGAGUGGGCCCGCAGCACCAGGCUGGGUCAGACUCACACCUGACUGGCAUGGCUUUCUUCAAAAUAAAGGAAAUAUUCUUUGAUGGCAACAUCGAGAGUACUAGUGGCCAUCUCUACGGGCUGGGAGCCCAGUGUUCUCCCAAUACAACUAAUACGCAAGACUGUAUUGAAAAUGGGAGUUCGCCAUAAUUGUAUUAUUAAUAUUAUUAACGUUAAGUAUUAUUCAAGUUCUCAACGUGUAAUACAACGUCGCCACAGAGUGUUCUAUUUUCACAAUGUAUGAGGAUACUGUGAUUUUUUUAUGUACCUGAUUUCCCAGGAGUGGUGAUUUAUUUGACAUAUUUAUAAGUAAUUUAUUUUAAGCAACUGCUGAGUAUAUAAGUUUUUUCUCAAGUUAUAAAGUUCCUAACUUUAAAUAAAAGAUUUUUUUAUAUAAGUACCUAAGAGCGGUUUCAGACUAGCGUUUUAUACGCGCGUAUGAGGUCGUUUUUGGAAGCGCAUGUAGGCGCAGCGCGCCUUUUGGCACGCGCUCAAAGGUCCAUUAUAUCAACAGACAUAUAGCGUGCCUAAUUUAAUAAUAUUCUUCUAUAUAGUGUUUAUUGACGUAUUUAUAUCUAUCGUAACGCGGCCGCGCAGACGUUGACAGACACUGACCGCGCCCGGCCAGAAUUAGCGGUAAGAAUUUUAUGUGCGGUUCACCUUCACGGUAGAGUCCUUUUCAUGACAGCUGAACUAAAAUUAACAGCGCCUUACAUAAUGACAAUAAGACCGCCAUUACCGAAUGACAAUGAGCGCCGCGUCUAGCUACCUGCUGGGCAGUGUGAAUAGACGGUGUCUGUGGGUGUCUGCCACGCUAACUGCUUGCUAGCUUGUCUGUAACGCACUGUGUCUGUAGAUAUAAAUGUACCUCAACUCGUAAAAGCGUUGACGCGCAUCGAAGCUCGUUUAAGCGCGAGCCGCUUGUAUGUUUCUUCGUCAGAAUCCAUGUUUCUGACACCCGUUCGAGCGAACACGCCAAAAUGUACCCGUUGACGCGAGUCUGGUUUUUUUUUAAGCGCGUAUGCUUAAAAAAAACGACCGUAUAUGUGAAAAAAAAAUACGCUAGUCUGAAAUCACUAACUACAACACGGCGUGGCGUACGUCGAUAGGUAAUAACUAAAGUGCAAUAAAUAAAAUUCAAAAUUA